CCAUCCCCCAGGUUUUUCGGGUGGGGGAGGGGGUGCGUCUCGGCGAGUCACGAUGAUGGCGGCCACCAUCCUGUGGUGAGGUAGCGGAUUCUCUGCUGAUCUCGCAGAGCCCCUGGCGCUUCCUGCAGACUCAGUGGCUGGCGCCGGGCUCGUGAGGAAGCACGGUGGCUCGUGCUCGCGAGGAAGGCCGCAGUCGCGGAGGCAGCGGCGCGGCCCGGGGCCAGGGCUGGGGGAGAGGCCGCUCUGCAGGGCGAAUGUGACAAGCCCCCACCCCCACCGCUUUCCUCCCUAGUGCGCGAGGAGCGCGGGCGACCCCGGGGCCCCGCCAGGCCACAGACCCCGCCCAGCGGCCAGCACCCGGAGCAGGCCCGGCAGCGGAGCUGCGCGGCGGCACCAUGCUGGUCACCCUGAAGACCCUACAGCAGCAGACCUUCAAGAUCGACAUCGACCCAGACGAGACGGUAAGAGCACUGAAAGAGAAGAUUGAAUCUGAAAAGGGUAAAGAUGCCUUUCCUGUAGCAGGUCAAAAAUUAAUUUAUGCAGGCAAAAUCCUCAAUGAUGAUACUGCUCUAAAAGAAUAUAAAAUUGAUGAGAAAAACUUCGUGGUAGUUAUGGUGACAAAACCCAAAGCAGUGACAACACCAGCACCAGCUACAACUCAGCAAUCAAAUUCUGCCACCACUACCACAGUUAGUUCCUCCACAGCACCAACUGUGGUUCAGGCCCCAACCCCUGCCCCCACUUUGGCUCCCGCUCCCACUCCCACACCUGCAUCUGUCACUCCAGCAUCAACGACAGCGUCUUCUGAACCUGCACCUGCUAGUGCAACGAAACAAGAGAAACCUGCAGAAAAGCCAGCAGAAACACCAGUGGCUGCUAGCCCAACAUCAACUGACAGUACAUCAGGUGAUUCUUCUCGGUCAAACCUUUUUGAAGAUGCAACAAGUGCACUUGUGACAGGUCAGUCUUAUGAGAAUAUGGUAACUGAGAUCAUGUCAAUGGGCUACGAACGAGAGCAAGUAAUUGCAGCCCUGAGAGCCAGUUUCAACAACCCUGACAGAGCAGUGGAGUAUCUUUUAAUGGGAAUUCCCGGAGAUAGAGAAAGUCAGGCUGUGGUUGACCCCCCUCCAGCAGCGAGCACUGGGGCUCCUCAGUCUUCAGUGGCUGCAGCAGCAGCAACUACGACAGCAACGACUACGACAACAAGUUCUGGAGGACACCCUCUUGAAUUUUUACGGAAUCAGCCUCAGUUUCAACAGAUGAGACAAAUUAUUCAACAGAAUCCUUCCCUGCUUCCAGCAUUGCUACAACAGAUAGGUCGAGAAAAUCCUCAGUUACUGCAGCAAAUUAGCCAACAUCAGGAGCAUUUUAUUCAGAUGUUAAAUGAACCAGUUCAAGAAGCUGGUGGUCAAGGAGGAGGCAGUGGAGGUGGCAGUGGAGGAAUUGCAGAAGCUGGAAGUGGUCAUAUGAACUACAUUCAAGUAACGCCUCAGGAAAAAGAAGCUAUAGAAAGGUUAAAGGCAUUAGGAUUUCCUGAAGGACUUGUGAUACAAGCAUAUUUUGCUUGUGAGAAGAAUGAGAACUUGGCUGCCAAUUUUCUUCUACAGCAAAACUUUGAUGAAGAUUGAAAGGGACUUUUUUUUAUCUCACACUUCACACCAGUGCAUUACACUAACUUUGUUCACUGGAUUGUCUGGGAUGACUUGGGCUCAUAUCCACAAUACUUGGUAUAAGGUAGUAGAUUCUUGGGGGUGGGGAGGGGGGUCUAGGAUACAGGGCAGGGAUAAAUACCGUGCAUGUCUGCUUCAAUUAGCAGAUGCCGCAGAUCCACACAGCGUGUAAAAUAUUAUACAACCAAAAGUCAGCUUUUGCAGGUCUUUAUUUCCUCUAUAAAACAGUAGGUAACUUUUCCUAGGUUUCACUCUUUUUAGUGUACUAGAUCCAGAAAUUUAGUGUAAUGCCCUGCUUUAUAUUUCUUUGACUUAACAGUGGUUUCAGAAAGAAUCUUUGCUACCUAGAAUCUACAGUCCCUGUUUUAUGGCAACACUGGAUAAUGGCUUUGUGAAAUUAAAAAACAAAAAAAAAUUG
Molecule: messenger RNA, 2088 nt
Organism: Globicephala melas (long-finned pilot whale)
Lineage: Eukaryota; Metazoa; Chordata; Mammalia; Artiodactyla; Delphinidae
Gene: RAD23B
Product: RAD23 homolog B, nucleotide excision repair protein
Biological process (GO): proteasome-mediated ubiquitin-dependent protein catabolic process; nucleotide-excision repair
Cellular component (GO): cytosol; nucleoplasm
Molecular function (GO): ubiquitin binding; polyubiquitin modification-dependent protein binding; damaged DNA binding
Source: RefSeq, a predicted model, not a curated record